This is a messenger RNA of Nycticebus coucang (slow loris), 6525 nucleotides long. RefSeq names its product fibronectin type III domain containing 1 (gene FNDC1). The coding region runs from base 169 to 5895 and encodes 1908 amino acids. The record is from RefSeq and is a predicted model, not a curated record. NCBI's taxonomy places the organism in Eukaryota, Metazoa, Chordata, Mammalia, Primates, Lorisidae. Gene Ontology annotation, molecular function: protein binding. The transcript has 23 exons.
GCGGCCCGAGCGAUCGCCGCGGGGACGGGGCGCGGCGGGCACUGCGCAGAGCGCGCAGACCAGACCGACGGCGGCCGGGACCCGACGGCGGCGCCUCCACGUUCCCCGACUUCGGCCAGAGCCCCUGGCCAGCCGCCCGCGCCCAGCCCCUGCGUACCCGGGCUCCCGAUGGGUCCCGAGGCCGGGGCGCCCCCGCGCCCGCUGCCCUGGGCGGCGCUGCUGCUCUUGGCCGCGCUGCUCCCCGUCGCCUCCUCGGCGGGGGCCCCAGUUGACCACCCACUGAAGCCAAGGCACGUGAAACUGCAGCCCACCAAAAUGGGCCUGAAAGUCACAUGGGACCCACCCAAAGAGGCCUCCAGUAGACCUGUGGAGCAUUACAACAUUGCCUAUGGGAAGUCACUGAAAAGUCUUAAAUACAUCAAGGUGAAUGCGGAGACAUACUCCUUCCUUAUUGAGGAUGUGGAGCCGGGGGUAGUGUACUUUGUGCUGGUUACUGCAGAAAACCACAGUGGAUUCAGCCGUCCAGUAUACAGAGCUGAAAGCCUACCUGGAGGUGAAUGGAUCAAGAUUGAUGGUUUUCCCAUCAAGGGUCCAGGACCAUUUAAUGAAACCGUCACAGAAAAGGAAGUGCCCAACAAGCCCUUGCGUGUGCGUGUCCGGUCGUCGGACGACAGGCUGUCUGUUGCGUGGAAGGCUCCACGUCUGUCUGGAGCCAAGAGUCCACGCAGAUCUCAGGGUUUCCUCCUGGGCUAUGGAGAAAGCGGCCGGAAGAUGAAUUAUGUUCCACUGACCAGAGACGAGCGGACACAUGAAAUUAAAAAGCUAGCCUCGGAGUCAGUGUACGUGGUCUCCUUGCAGUCCAUGAACACCCAGGGGCAGAGCCAGCCGGUCUACAGGGCUGCCCUAACAAAACGCAAGAUUUCAGAAGAGGAUGAACUGGAUGUGCCCAAAGACAUCAGUGUCCGGGUUAUGUCAUCCCAAUCUGUGCUUGUGGCCUGGGUGGAUCCUGUUUUGGAAAAACAGAAGAAAGUUGUUGCAUCGAGACAGUACACCGUGCGCCAUCGGGAAAAGGGGGAAUCCGCCAGGUGGGAUUACAAGCAAGUCACCAACAGACGUGUGUUGAUCGAGAACCUGAUUCCAGACACCGUGUAUGAAUUUGCAGUCCGUAUUUCUCAGGGGGAAAGAGAUGGCAAGUGGAGUCCAUCAGUCUUCCAAAGAACACCAGAAUCUGCUCCUAUCACAGCUCCUGAAAACUUGAAUGUCUGGCCAGUCAAUGGGAAACCUACAGUUGUCACUGUGUCUUGGGACGCACUGCCAGAGACGGAGGGCAAGGUGAAAGAAUACAUUCUUUCCUACGCCCCGGCUCUCAAGCCAUUUGGAGCAAAGUCCCUCACCUAUCCUGGAGACACUACUUCUGCCCUGGUGGACGGUCUGCAGCCUGGGGAACGCUAUCUUUUCAAAAUCCGGGCCUCAAACCGGAGAGGCCUGGGCCCUCACUCCAAAGCCUUUGUUGUCGCUAUGCCAACAACCAGGAGCAGCGAGUCCAAUGUUCAGCAGAACACAGAUGGUCACUGGAAAUCUCAGAAACCUGAGCCUCCCUCAGCUUCUCCCAAAGAUUCAGCUUCCUCAAGACACACUGUUUCUCCUCAAGAUAGAAACGUGAAGGACCCCCUUGUUGACUUGAAGAACAAAAUACUGACUAGUGGUGGGGUGUCCAGAAAACUUCCCCUUCGUCAUAAGACUGAAGAGUUGGAUCUUCAGUCAAUAGAAGUCACCAAUGCUGAGGAGCCCGAUUCCCAGGAGGACCCACCAGCCUUGCCCUUGAUGACCCAAGGCCAGAGGCGACCCCUGAGGCCCCCAAGCAAGUACAGACACUCAGUGGUUGCUCCUGGCAGGACUCCAGCGCUGCCCCCGAGGGAAGGUGAAGAUGAACCGGGUUCCUCCUUGUUGGUGGCCCCGCCUCACUCAGGGGCAGCCUCUUCUGCCCAGCACACAGCCACCCAGCACAUAGCCACCUCUCACGGUCCCUCUGGGGGCCUCUCAGCCAAUCUGCCUGCCAGCUCUGCAGACAACGAUUCGGUGGACCCAGCUGAGGAUGAGCAGGCUGCAGGCUCCCUCCAUCCCAAGGACACUCCCGCCCACCAGCUGCCUCCCAAGAGCCGCGCCCAGACCCGGCCAGCCCUGUCUCCCAGCCGCCAGUCGGCCUCCAGCGUCCUGAGGGACAGAAGUGCCAUGAGGCAUGGGACAAAACCAGCGUUACCCGCACGGAGGACACCCCAUUCUGGGAUCAUGGAGGAAGAUUUGAGCGCUUCAGCCCCAGCGUCAAGACUUUCUCCACCCCAUUGGGGGUCAUCUCGGCUGCUGCCCACCCAACCGCACCCAGGCCCUCUGCCCUCUGGGAGUUGGAGGGAUGGUCAUGAAGCCCUAGGUUCCAACGCCAACGCACCAUCACGGUCCACCAUGUCUUCCUCCAAGACACAGGUCUCUGAGGGAGUAGAUACUUUUGAUGGGCAGGAUGACAGUGACAGUGAGGCAGAAGGCAGCAGGAGGCCGGCAGAGGCCACCGCCCAGACUCUGCGGACCCGGCCUGCCUCUGGACACUUGAGUUUGCUCAGACACAAGCCCUUUGCUGCCAAUGGCAGGUUUCCAAACAGGUUUGGCGGCAGCCGGGGACCCCGGCUCCAGCCUUCCAGCUCCCCCCAGUCCACUGUGCCCUCUCGAGCCCACUCCAGGGGUCAUUCUCACCCAGCAUACGUCCCCAGGGCUGGCUCAGGCACCCACGGAGAUGAUGAUGAUGAGAAGCCACUUUCUGCUACCCCGGUAAAUGACCACAUGCCUUCCUCCUCCAGACAGCACACAUCCCGGGGGUGGGACCCCCUAAAAAGAAUCCCCCAGAGAGGGGCCAGCCUGCUCCAGAAGGAGCCCGUCCCAGAGAAUCCCAAAACCGCAGAGAUAGAGGCACAGUCUCAGGGCAAAUCCUCCCCUUUGUCCUCUAAGGAGCAGGACCUUCAACAGAGGACUGAUGUGGACACGGAGGGCCGUAACCCCCAAACGCAGCCAGUGUCCUCAGGGCGCCAGCAGUCCCCUGCGCGUCCUGCCACAGUACGGUCACAGCACUACCCCAGGCCCAGUGUUCCCAGAAGGAUAACACUAGACAGGGCCCCCGAAAGUCAGCCCCCUUCGCGGGUCUCCCCGUCCCAGCACUAUCCCUCGGGCUCCCAGAGCAAGGACGCGGGGCGGUCACUUUCCCAGCCCAAGCUGGCGCUCGCUCAGGCUGGCCCCACGCCGCAGGGCAGCGCCCACGCCCUCCUGGACCCGCAAGGGGCGAGCUCCCGGGGGGCGCUGCACGCGGCGCGACACAGCCAGGACGACGAUUCCCGGAGCAGCGAGGACGACAACAGUACGGGACUCGGGGCCCCUGCCCGCGCCAAGGACGCCGCACUGCUCCUGCCCAAGCACGGUCAGGUGGUGUCGCCGGCGGGGAGCCCAGACCACAGACCUCAGCGCGGACACGCAAACUCCUCGCCAAGGCCCGGCUGGCCCCAGCCCCGCGCCCGCGUCCGCGUCCCCAGCAGGGCAGGGUCCCCUGCGGGGCAGGAGGAGGAGGACGCCGCCGAGGCCACACCCAGGGAGACAGAGCCUCCUUCCAGGCGGCCCCUCCCGUCCAAAUCCCAGCAGUCGGUCUCGGCCGAGGACCACGAGGAGGACGAGGAGGGAUUCCUGAAAGGAGGAAGGGAAGACCCUCUGUCUUCCCCUGUGUCCAAGUGGCCCUCCUCCUCCACCCCCAGGGGCGGCAAAUAUGCCGACGGCAGCGUCGCCAAGAACAAGCGGUGGCCUGCGGCUGUGCCCGGAGGGAGCCCCGCGCAGGAGAGCGCAGCUCCAGGGAAGCGGCCCCCGGGCAGCCCCACCAGGGCCUCCGCCCUCCUGCCCCGCCCGCCGCCCCGCAGCCCCGCCCCCGCGGGUCCCGUCACCGCGGCGCCCCCCUGGGCACGCCCCUCUCCGCGCGCCCCGCCCCGCCCCGCCCCCACCCCCAUGCUGUCCCUGCGCCAGCGCAUGAUGCACUCGAGGUUCCGGAACCCCCUCUCCCGCCCGCCUGCGAGGCCCCAGCACAGACAAGGUUAUAAUGGGGGAUCAAACGUAGAAGGGAAAAGCCCUCCAAGUGGUAAUGGAAAACCGAAUGGACAGAGAUUUAUCAAUGGCCCUCAAGGGACAAAGUGGGUUGUGGACCUUGAUCGUGGGUUAGUAUUGAAUGCGGAAGGAAGGUACCUCCAAGAUUCACAUGGAAAUCCUCUUCGGGUUAAACUAGGAGGAGAUGGUCGAACCAUUGUGGAUCUGGAAGGGACCCCCGUAGUGAGUCCCGACGGCCUCCCCCUCUUUGGGCAGGGGCGACACGGCACACCUCUGGCCAGUGCCCAAGAUAAGCCAAUUUUGAGCCUCGGAGGGAAGCCUCUAGUGGGCUUGGAGGUCAUUAAAACGACCACCCAUCCCCCCACCACAACCACACGGCCUACCACCACCACUGCCACCACCACCACGAGGAAGACUACGACGACGAUGAUGACAACGACUCUGAGGACCACGACGCCCCUGCCCACCACUACGACCCUGCAGCCCACGACUGCCACCACCCGCCGCAUGACCACCACCCGCCGCCCGGCGACCAUGCGCCCAAAGACCACCCGAACCACCAUGCGGACGACGACCACCACCACCACCCCCGAACCCACAACCCCCAUCCCUACGUGUCCCCCCGGGACCCUGGAGAAGCACGAUGAUGAUGGCAACCUGAUAGUGGGCUCCGACGGGCUCCCGGAGUGCUCCCCUGAGGAAGAUGAGUUCUCAGGCUUGGAGACUGACACGGCAACACCCACGGAAGAGGCCUAUGUGGUAUAUGAUGAAGAUUAUGAAAUUGAGACCUCGAGGCCACCAGCCACCACGAAGCCUUCGACCACUGCGGUCACACCAAAGGUCAUCCCUGAAGAGGGCACCAUCAGUUCCUUUCCUGAAGAAGAAUUUGAUCUGGCUGGAAAGAAACGAUUUGUUGCUCCUUAUGUGACGUACCUAAAUAAAGACCCGUCAGCCCCUUGCUCUCUGACCGAUGCUCUGGAUCACUUCCAAGUGGACAGCCUGGAUGAAAUCAUCCCAAAUGACCUGAGGAAGAGUGACCUGCCUCCUCAAAAUGCUCCCCGCAACAUCACCGUGGUCGCUAUGGAAGGCUGCCACUCGUUUGUCAUUGUGGACUGGGACAAAGCCGCCCCAGGAGACGUGGUAACAGGCUACUUGGUUUACAGUGCAUCCUACGAAGACUUCAUCAGAAACAAGUGGUCCACUCAAGCUUCCUCAGUGACUCAUUUACCCAUAGAGAACCUGAAGCCAAACACAAGGUAUUAUUUCAAAGUUCAAGCCAAAAAUCCUCAUGGUUACGGACCUGUGAGCCCUUCUGUGUCAUUCGUUACAGAAUCAGACAAUCCUCUGCUUGUUGUGAGGCCACCUGGUGGUGAGCCCAUCUGGAUCCCAUUUGCUUUCAAACAUGACCCUGGCUACACGGACUGCCAUGGAAGGCAAUAUGUGAAGCGGACAUGGUAUCGGAAGUUUGUGGGAGUUGUUCUUUGUAAUUCACUGAGGUAUAAGAUCUACCUCAGUGACAACCUGAAAGAUACCUUUUACAGCAUUGGAGAUAGCUGGGGGCGAGGCGAAGACCACUGCCAAUUUGUGGAUUCUCACCUAGAUGGAAGAACAGGGCCUCAGUCCUAUGUGGAAGCCCUCCCUACCAUUCAAGGCUACUAUCGCCAGUAUCGCCAGGAGCCCGUCAGCUUUGGCCAUAUUGGUUUUGGAACCCCCUACUACUACGUGGGCUGGUACGAGUGUGGGGUCUCCAUCCCAGGAAAGUGGUAACCCAGGGCCGUUGUGCUGCAUGCUGGCCCUGGCCGGUCCCAUCGCUGUCUCACACGGGGCUGUGAGCCGGAGGCAGAUGGCGUCCCCAGCCCUGCUCUUGCUGCUUGCGUGUCAAGAAGGCCACAGGAUGGACACUGCACAUUCUGGUCACCUUCGGUCUGGAACUCAGUACCAUGUCUUGGCCUAGACUACAAUCAGGACUCGGUUUUGCUGUUAACUUCACUUCUCCACAUUUUUUGUUUGUAGUAAGCACAUCUCGGAGAUACCAGCAGCAGCUGCCUCAGUGUGACUUCCAGACUUUUUAGCCACGAAGUUCGGCACUUUGGUAUUUCCAGGAACAGCAUAAGCACACCGUGCUGGCUUUGUGGAAUGCUACACGCUUGCUGUUUUUCUCAUUUCAGAUUCCUUCAGGUCUCUUUGUAUGCAGUAGAACAGAAUUACUAAGAACAGCGCCAAAGAAAAUAUAUCCCACUUGAGGUUUACUCUAUGGACUUACUGCUUGACUAAAUGUACCAAAUCUUAUUUGUAAAUUCUCAAUUUUGAUAUAUAUAUGUAUAUAUGCAUAUACAUAUCCACGCUUAUCUGCAAGAAUAUUGAUUAAAAUGGCUAAAUUUGUACUUGUUCACUAGA